UCAGAGACACCUAAAAGCAAACGUUUACAUCUCUGUUUAUUUCAGCAGACCUUCAGAAUGUCAGACGUGAUCUGCGGAGGAUGGUCAAAAACAAAGAAAGCUGAUGAGCAAACUCAGAAGAUCUGUGAAAAUGUCAAAAACCAAGUAGAAAAAGAGCCACAGAAGAAUUAUGCCGAAUUUCAUGCUGUGGAGUACAGGAGUCAGGUGGUGGCAGGAAUAAACUAUCUCAUCAAGGUUCAUGUUGGAGGAACCAAUUACCUUCAUCUGAUGGUGUUGCAUGAGCUUCCAUGUAAUGCAGGACAAGAAGUGGUGACUGGUGUACAGGAGCAUCACCACAAAGACGAUCCCCUUGUACCUUUCUAAUGUGAUCACAGAGCCUGCUUCAGCUUUCUCCAAAAUGUUAUUAUCAUUUUAUUGUAAUAAUAUUCCUGUGAACUUGAAUGUUAUACAGAGAGUAUGAUUACAUAUACAGGAAUGAAGACAGAGAUGGUACAAUGUAUACUUUAGAAGUGGAUGAAGUUGAAUAAAUAGAUUCACACAUGAAUAAUAAAGAAAUUAUAAAAUG
Messenger RNA from Oreochromis niloticus (Nile tilapia), 565 nucleotides. RefSeq names its product cystatin-B-like. The record is from RefSeq and is a predicted model, not a curated record. Lineage: Eukaryota; Metazoa; Chordata; Actinopteri; Cichliformes; Cichlidae. Gene Ontology annotation, cellular component: cytosol. Bases 58 to 363 code for a protein of 101 amino acids. Gene Ontology annotation, molecular function: cysteine-type endopeptidase inhibitor activity. The transcript has 3 exons.